ACUCAGCUCAGAUCGCGGAUCGUUUCUGCGAAGGGAAAGAGCAUCUGCAAUCGGACAUCCAGCAAAUUCAUGCGAGAGUUGACCGGUCAGUUGAAGACAUGCGUUCACUGGUUUGAAAUCACGCGAGCUAAGACAUUACUCAGAUUAAAAAGUACCACAGUACUGAAUUAGCACUGGAAGGUGUAUUUUCACAUCACUCUACUGACGUGACUUUUUGGAGGGUGUUUGAGGAGGACAUGACCUCAGUUGAAAUGUGUCUUGUCUUGGAUAUAAACAAUGAACGCUUGAGUCUGUGGAACUGAACAAUCCUGACAACUCCAGAGCAACAUCCAGUAACGACGUCUGGGCUGGAGAGCAGGUGCUUGUCUCUUCUUAAAGAGAAAAACAGACAGAGGAUGUGACAGAAAUAUGGGACAGUGUUUCCGAUUUGCAAUCACAGCAGAUUCGUAUUUUAUCUGCGUGUCCUUGUAACGCCGUCCAGUACUGACUGAAGCGAUCGGACCAGCGCACAGAGACGUACUUCCACUCGGUGUAACUCCUGCAAGAUCACCUCCAAAGUAACUUGCACGCCUGGUCGUCCCUGGAGCCCGCUCAUGGGUGCCGCUGGACCGGAUGGCGUGCUACUACCUUGUGAUCAGCUCCACGCACCUCAGCAAUGGACACUACCGGAGCAUCAAAGGAGUUUUCCGGGGUCCGCUCUGCAAAAGCACCGGAGGCGAAUCACCGGACUACCCUAAAAAAGAGAAAGCCAUUGCAAAAGCCCUUGGGGAUUUGAAGGCUAACUUCUAUUGUGAACUAUGCGAUAAGCAGUACCAUAAACAUCAGGAGUUUGACAACCACAUCAACUCAUAUGACCACGCACAUAAACAGAGGCUGAAAGAGUUGAAGCAGAGAGAAUUUGCACGGAAUGUCUCCUCCAAGUCCUGGAAAGAUGAGAAAAAGCAGAAAAGAGCUCUGAAACGACUGCACCAGCUUGCACAACUUAAACAGCAAAGAGACAGUGAUGACAGGAAAGGUCCAAAGUUAAGGUUUACAAACAAGGAUAAAGAUCAAGUUAGAAUCCCCACUGCUGACAGUAGCAGGUUUGACACAAAACCAAUAGCAUCAUCAGUACGAGACUCAACUGUCUCUUUGAAGGCCUUGUCCUCCACUCAUAUACCCACACAUCAACAGCUAUGCCAUGAAAAACACCCCUUACAGAAUAAAUCCUCUGCAGGACACCGGAGCCCCAGGGCAGGGGUCUCAUUCUGUUUCUCCAGGCGAGCUCAACUGAAGCUUGACUCUUGUGCAUCUGUGUUUAGUGAUGGACUUGAAGAGACCAGUGACUAUCAAGAGCUCCAGCGCCACAGGCACAGACUCGCCCUAGAGGCCCUCUGGUCCUGCUCAAGCUCACCCAGAACCCCAAGUAAUGAUGGCCAUGAUAUAUCCCAUGAUCCACCGACUCUGGAAUGGGUGGAUGGAGACUCUCAAACACUACAAAUAGAAGCACAAGCAGAACAUGUGGAAAGCUCUGAAAUUAAGGCAAACUACAGCACAAGUGAGCCAGAGAAGCUGGGGUGUCGUGACACUCACAGUCCUAGAGCAGACUGGAAGCCAGCUGGUUCAGAGGACAGAUUGCUCGAUGGGGGGCAGAGGCCCAGGGCAGAGAGGACUUAUGGGGGAUCAGAGGAGAGAGAAUGCCUCAAGUGCCCCGGCCCUACUGUUUACACAGAUGGACAGGGCACCAUGGCCCAAGGCCAACUCCAAAUACACAAAUGCUCAAACCACCAUACACAGAAAAGCAGCAAACACAGUAUUAUGCAGAAUGAGAAGGACUGUUUAUCAGAAAAAGAGACAGAGGAGUAUAAAAUACACAAAGUGAGCAAGAAUGAAAAUACAGGUUCUUUCCUUAAUGUACUGAGCAAGGAUGGAAGUGUGACGAAGUGGCCUUCUGAGCUGGUGCAGUACACUUCCAGCAAGCCACAGGUAUCUUACAGCUGUAACCCUCUAUACCACUAUUUCAAACAGAUGGAGGGCAAAGUCAAAAGCACAAAAGCUGAGGAGUCAGAUCUCUGUGUUGUCGACAAACUCGCAGGCCAAAACGACAGAGCUGUUCCAGGAGGUAAAUUAGGCAUUUUAAAACCAAAGAUACCCAAACACAGGAGAAAGGGAAAAAAACUUAGGCGUAAAUUAGAUGCUGUCAGGAUCCAGCAAGCGUGCUGUGCAUUCAAAACCUGCUCGCAGACAGAAGCUGGAGGACACUUUGAAUUCCAAAGCACUCCAACCGACACGUCACAAAACAAACAAGCAUGCACUGAGAGGAGGCACAAGCUGGGAAAGAGAAAAAGAUCAGUGAGAGAUAAGACUUCAAAUGAAAGUGGCACCCCAGAGCACAGCCUCAAAAGCAUUGUUGUAAGCUCGCUUUCUGCCCCAGCACGUAAAAGGAAGAAAUGUCAAACGAUGAGGGGGCUUGUGUCGGCACUGCGCUUGGUAAGGCGAAGGCCUUUGUCAUAUUCUGUUCACAACACGACAGGAAGAGAGGAAAAUUAUCGCUGGUAUGACGACACCUAUGAUUCAAAGAGGAAUGCUGCCUCAACUCCCAUCAGGGACAAAUCUGGGUCAUGGAGUGGCCUGUCAGACUUAAACUCAGAUGGGGAAUCACCUGUGUCCCACAUGGGGAGAUGUUCCACCUCACCAAGAUCAAACUAUCUGUACCCUUUGAGAAAAGAGCAUAGUCAGUCCAGGUCUUACAUUAGAAGUAUUUCUUACAAUGAUCCUCACUACAGUUACAGUCCAUGCAAAGAUUCUGAACUUACAGGAGAAAGUUGGGAUUACACAGACCCUUACAUCUACAAUAAGCGAAAAUAUUCAACAGUUUGUAACAGCCCAGAUCAGCACGAAAGGUACGGCAUCAGAAGGCACAAAAGGUUUAUCGAGGAGCAUAAGUACAGAGAGCACAGAUUUCAGCAUACAGGUAGGCAGUUAUUUUAUAGAGUCUAUGACAGUCCUGAACCUCAAGAAGAUGUCAGGGACUGGUGGUAUGAAAGGCUUAGCCCUGUAGGUAGGAGGCACAGGGAUAGAGAAGAAUUUCCUUGGUCAAGUCCAGAAAGAAGUGAAGACAGUUGGUAUAACAAGCCAGUGUCCAUUCAUAGCCCCAGUUCCUCUAGUACCACUAGCAUCUCUGAUCUUAGUGGGGACUGGUUGUCUAAUUCCAAUAUUAGGCAAUCCCCUUCUGGACAGAGCCAGAAACAUUGCAGUUCUUCUGGAUGGCCAUUCGAGAGAUUGGUCAAGACCAAAUCCUCCCAUUCUCUUCUUAGAAAGAGGAGUCAUUCACCCCCAUUAGUUACAAGUAACCAUGCAGCUCAGCCUACAUCCUUACAAUCAGGUGUUGGGACAGAAUGUGUUACACACAAAUCUAACCCAAUGCCAACAAACCAGUUGGCUGAGAAGGAUCCUAAAGUAAUGAAAGCAAAUACUACACUCACCUUACCGCUAAUUGGAAAAUUGCCCUCUAUUAAGAAAGGGGCAAGAAAAAUAAGGAUUAAUAAAGAUGAUGCAAGUGCCUGUAUUAGUAAACAGGUUCAAACAUCUUCAACUGGUUCAUCAAAUCCACAAGUUAUACCUCAAGCUUGUCUUGAAGUUGCCAAGGAGGAUACAUCAACAGAAACCUGUGCUGCUUCAGCUCUGAAUCCAGACAUGACUUUGUCACAAAAGCUCAACAUCAGAAACCAAGGGGACAAUGCAGAAAUUGCAGGGAUUCACUGUUCAAAACGCACCACCCCUCCGCUUUCAGAGCAACCGAUCACCUUUACUGAUGACGAGAUUGAGAAGUACAGAUUGCUUCAACUCCAGGCCCAGCAGCACAUGCAGCAGCAGCACCUUCAAGAGCAAGCAUCUGUAGACAUGACCCAUUUACCGGUACCAAAUCCAGAGCCAUCCGACCAGACCACACUUUCAGCCUGUCUGCCAUACAGCAUACUCCAGCCCUCUUCUACACCCUCUUCUAUUGCUCCUCACCCUUCCUCUGUUGCCCUGCUCACUCCCCUUCAUGCCUCUCUCUCUCAGCCCAGUUUUGCCCCUCCAAUUCCCGCUGCCUUUUUAUCAGCGCUGCCUGCAACUAUGUUGGCAGCUCAACCCUUUCACCUGAUCCCAGCCUCAUCCCUCCACCCAGUUCACCCUCACCAUCAUGUUCCUGGGUUGACUCUCCAUCCCCUGCCUCCUUUUUCUCUGCUUCCCACGAUGCUCAGUCCAAUGCCCAUGGCUGCAGCCGCUGCCGCUGCUGUUGCUGCUGCCAGUACUCUGCAGAUCCACCCCCUACUACAUCCUCUGUUCCACAGCCAAGACCUUCAUCGCCACCCUGGACCAACCAGCUAGCUCUGGUCAGAACGACAUGGCCAAGGAAAAUAAAAAUAUAUACAUCAGAAUAUGAGAAUAAUAGCUUACAAGCCCAGCCCAAGUGUGCUGUGAACUUUCUGGUGUUUAGGUUCUACUUUCAGCCAAAGUUCAUGUUGAGUAGUGAUUGAUUUUUGUUCCAUCUCUGUGUGUUGCAGUGUAGACUCAAAGAUAGUGGGACUUUUUACUUUGUUGUUUAUUGUUCCAUUCUUCAUACAUCCAUCGUCUCCCCGCAUUAACACACAGAUGAAAUUCUCCUGCCUCAGCGCACUGUGAUUUAUCAGCAGUUGAGCCCAAUCAGCAGUUGGCUGAAAUUAAACAUAACCUGAAGUCAAAUUAAAAUGUUAAUGCCUUCUUCAAUUAGUAAUAAGUAUAAUUAGCAUAUUUUUACAGUUAGACUACCCAGCAAGUAUUCAAAGGACUUUAUUUAUGAAGAACUUAUGGGAGAUACCCUUGAGCAACCUUAAACUGACUAAGCAAAAUGUACAUGAAAAUUCUGAAUAAUUCAGAAUAAAAUUCAGAGAAAAGUUUUUUUUUGUUGUUGUUGUUGUUGUUUGUUUUGUUUCAUUAAAUUCUUCUUUUUACAAUAUGAAAAUUUACAUCAUUAUUUGGUGCGAAAUACAGCAUGUGAUUGAGCUAUUGUAUCUCUUAAUGGAUUUAGCAGUGUUCAUCACUUCAGUUGAAAAUGUCCUGUUUUUAAUUUUUAUUUACUGUGUUGUUUAGUAGGUUAGAGUAAGUUUGUACUUGCUCAGCUGUAGUGUGGACAUGCAAUAAUGUUUUUUUCAAUCUAUUUAAAGUGUAAAAUCUUGAACUGUAUUUAUGUAUUCAUACUUUGUAAUGUAAGUAAUAACAAAUAACAUGCACUUGAUUGUUCAUACAUGUUUAAAAUGCUUUUUAUUCUCUCUUAUUUUGGUAGAGCCAGACAUACUUUCAUCUGUAAGAUAAUGUCAUGGGAAUAAUAAUAAAUUAAAUGUCAUUCCGAGAAAUGACAGUUUUGUUA
Molecule: messenger RNA, 5371 nt
Organism: Cyprinus carpio (common carp)
Lineage: Eukaryota; Metazoa; Chordata; Actinopteri; Cypriniformes; Cyprinidae
Cellular component (GO): nucleus
Source: RefSeq, a predicted model, not a curated record